UUACGUGAUGGGGAGUGAAGGCAUGAAGCAGAUGGCCCGUGCAUCUCUUCUUAUUUCGGGUCUCGACGGUCUAGGACUUGAAAUAGCCAAAAAUGUUGUUCUUGCUGGGCUUAAAUCUGUAACUCUUCACGACACUAAGAAUCUAACGCAGUCAGAUAUGUCGACCCACUUCUACUCUAACGAAAAAGAUUUGGGGAGAAACCGUGCUGAAAUAAGCCGAGCAAAGCUGGCUGAACUAAAUGGCUACGUCAGCGUCAGUGUUCUUUCGUCACCUAAGCUUAUCGCAAGUGAUAUCACAUCCUUCGAUGUCUUUGUCUUAUGUCAAGAUACCUUUGACGAAUGUGCCCGAUUAGGGCAAAUUUGUCAUGAUCUUGGCGUUAAAUUCAUUUGUGUUGGCACACGUGGUGUCUUUGGGCAACUUUUCUGUGACUUCGGUGAUGAGUUCACUUUGACAGAUGCCACUGGUGAGGAGCCAAUCUCUGUUAUGGUGCAAACAAUUGAAAAGUCUGAAAAUGCAAUUGUUACAUGUCUCGAAGAAACACGGCACGGUUUCGAGGAUGGAGAUUACGUAACAUUUAGUGAAGUAAAAGGAAUGGAAGAGUUAAAUGGGUGUGAGCCCCGUAAAGUCACCGUAAAAAGUUUUUUGGAUAGUUAUGUCGCUCCAACUAUGAUGAUCAGCGACUUUGGAAAGUUCGAUAGAUCAUCUCAGCUUCACUUGUACUUCCGCGCGCUCUCAAAUUAUUUAUCUCAAUAUGAGACCCUACCGCGUUCAUGGAAUUUAGACGAUGGAAAGAAGUUUCUUGAAGUUGCGCGCAAAUUAAAUGAUUCUUUAAAAGCAACACAAGCCUACGUGGACCAAAUAGAUGAAAAGCUGAUCAGCCUCUUUGCGAGCACAUGCUCUGGUCAAAUUUGUCCCAUGCAAGCUAUUAUGGGUAGCAUUACAUCGCAAGAAAUAAUAAAGGCUACGUCUAGUCGCUUUUCUCCCAUUUUACAAUGGCUAUAUUUUGACGCAACAGAAUGUCUUCCAGAAACUAUUAUUUCAGAACCCUUUGGUAGCCCUAUCUCUGGAUCAAAACCUACCUUCGUAAUUGCUGAAGGUGAUGCAGCUCCUAAGGGAGGACGAUAUGAUGGCCAAAUAGCUGUAUUUGGAAGGAACUUCCAAGAAAAACUAGGAGACCUCAAGUAUUUUAUCGUAAGUCUCUUUUAG
Protopolystoma xenopodis is the source of this 1207-nucleotide messenger RNA. The record is from the annotation of a GenBank genome assembly. NCBI's taxonomy places the organism in Eukaryota, Metazoa, Platyhelminthes, Monogenea, Polystomatidea, Polystomatidae.